Nomia melanderi (Alkali bee) is the source of this 1264-nucleotide messenger RNA. It is a transcript of the gene jagn, whose product is annotated as jagunal. NCBI's taxonomy places the organism in Eukaryota, Metazoa, Arthropoda, Insecta, Hymenoptera, Halictidae. Gene Ontology annotation, cellular component: endoplasmic reticulum membrane. Gene Ontology annotation, biological process: endoplasmic reticulum organization; vesicle-mediated transport. The record is from RefSeq and is a predicted model, not a curated record.
UUUGUCAGUAAACACCUGACAGAUUGGUAAUUCAAUCUAUAUUGUAAGAAAAAGUAGUUUUAUAUAUUAAAAUUAUAUUUAUAAUAAAUACUGAUUUACAAAUAAGCAUUUGAAAAGAAACAUUCAAUUUUAUAGAAAAUUCUUUCUUUGUUUAGUUCAUAAAAGUACAUAAUAAAGGAAUAUAAAUUUGUAGCAACAACUUCGGACAAAUUCAUUCACAAAUUAAAAUAGGUUCAUGCCAUUGAAGCAGACAGUUAUAUAUUUUUCUGAAAAAAAUAAAAGAUAAUAGGUAAAUACAUGGAUACACCUAUUUCAAAUUGUUCGAUCUGAAGAAAGCUAAAAUGAAAAUGAACAGUAAUAAGUCUCGAUUUCUGACAAAUGAAAAUUUGACUUAACGAAAGUGACACAUUUGCAGAGAGCCGUGACCCAUGAGGCCACUAACAGGGCUUCUGAAAGUUUAAAAAUAGUUAAAUAAUUGGUAAUGAAGUACCAAAUAAUUUAUCUUAAAUUGUUGCUCCAAAGUUGUUUAUAUAAAAUUCUUUUCCAUUAAAAUAGAAAAGUGAUUUGAACAUUUCAUUUUCGAUAAUUUCGAAAUAUGGCUUCAAAAGUUACACUAUCCCAGGCUCUGGGUACAGAUGGAAGUGAUUUUAAUCAUAGACAAAAAAUUGCUAGUCACUAUCAAAUCAGCGCAACAAAUAAAUCAAGACUGAAAUAUUGCAUAUUUUUUCAUUACCUUCUUUUCUUCGUUAUGCUUGCCAAGUUAUCGGCUGACAUUUUAGAUCAUCUGGAUAUAUUUAUUUUAGAGAUUGAGGAGUUACAAGUACCUCAGCCUCUAUGGUGGGAAUACAUAUGGUGCUCAAGUUUGAUGUUAAGUUUCCUUGCAUUAUCCGCUAUCAAAAGAAACAGAGUUAAAACAUUACAACAAUAUAUAAUAGGUAUCAUUUUAUUAGGAUAUGGUCCACUUUUUUACGCAACUGUUUAUUAUUUCAAGGACGUUUGGAAAUACCUUAAUAUUGGCAAAUCGGAAGAAAUUCAUUUAUGGCAGGAUCUGCCAUAUGGUUUAUUGUGGUAUGCGUUUAUACUACUGGCCUCUCAAGUUCAUUCAUUUUCCUUGUACUUCUCUUGGAACCUUCUUGUAGCUUGGAAAACACGAGGAAUCAAGAAAGUUGAAUAAUAAAACAGAAAAACUAUUACAAAUUCAAGCAUAUCUGUGAAUAUUGUUGAUCAUACAUAUUUUUAUUUAUAAUAAAGAAAGAUACAUAUA